Colletotrichum siamense is the source of this 405-nucleotide messenger RNA. It is a transcript of the gene eaf3-0, whose product is annotated as Chromatin modification-related protein eaf3. The transcript has 2 exons. NCBI's taxonomy places the organism in Eukaryota, Fungi, Ascomycota, Sordariomycetes, Glomerellales, Glomerellaceae. Gene Ontology annotation, biological process: regulation of DNA-templated transcription; chromatin organization. Gene Ontology annotation, cellular component: nucleus; NuA4 histone acetyltransferase complex; Rpd3S complex. Bases 1 to 405 code for a protein of 134 amino acids. The record is from RefSeq and is a predicted model, not a curated record.
AUGGCGCCCGCACGCCAACCGCCCCAGCCGUUCGCAAAGGACGAAAAGGUUCUCUGCUUCCACGGCGAGAUGCUGUAUGAGGCCAAAAUUCUCGACAUCCAGACCGCUGAAUCUGGUGAAGGCUUCCAGUAUCGCAUCCAUUACAAGGGAUGGAAGAACACUUGGGACGACUGGGUUUCUAUCGACCGCAUUCGUAAAUUCACUGAGGAGAAUAAGGAGCUGGCCAGCCAGUUGCACGCCCAGAUGAAGGAUCUCCGCCAGAAGAGCAGUGCCAAGGCCCCAAAGAAGGGAGCUCGCGCCAACGGAACCGACUCAGCCCGCGGUAGUGAGGAGCGGACUGCGGGAGUUGCUGCCAGCGGUCGUGGCCCUCGACGGGCGAGAGAUUUUGAUCUGGAACAGGGGUGA